GGGGAACACUCUCAAGUGCAGCAAUGGCCGCUUCUUCCGAUUACCAUUCAUCCGUAACCUGACAAAAGCCCAAUAUGUCGUACAGCAGAGUUGGAGUUGUUACCGGCGCAAACAAGGGCAUCGGCCUUGCAAUCGUCCGCCAACUAGCCCUUCAAUAUCCAAAGUCACCUCUCAACAAUGGGCCUCUCCUCAUCUACCUCACAGCCCGUGACAAGAGCAGAGGAGAAGCCGCGCUUAAGCAGCUCCAGGAGGAUUCGCAGCUAAAGCAAGCCAAAGCGCUGAAAGCCGACGGCGGCCUUGCCGAGAUCAGAUAUCAUCAUCUCGACAUCACAGACGAGUUCAGCAUCAAGGAUCUCGCCCAGCACCUGAAGGAGUCGCACGCUGAGGGCCUCGACUUUGUCAUUAACAAUGCCGGCAUCGCGCUGAACGGCUUCGAUGCGAAUAUCGUCAAGGAGACCCUCCACACAAACUACUACAACACCCUCCUCGCAUCGCGCACCUUCCUUCCCCUUCUUAAGCCCACAGGCCGCCUCGUGAACCUCGCCUCCUCCGCCGGCGCGCUAUCCAAGUACUCCGAUGCCGUGCGCACGCGCUUCCUCGAGGCCAAGACCGAAGCCGACGUCACGGCCAUCAUGCGCGACUUCGCGGCGGCCGUGGAGCAGGGGCGCGAGAAGGACGCUGGGUUCCCGAGCGCCGCGUAUGCGGUCAGCAAGGCGGGCUGUAUUGCGGGUACCAAGGCGCUGGCGAGGCAGGAGGGCGAGAGGCUGGUCGUGGCGUGCUGUCCUGGAUAUGUGAAUACGGAUAUGAGUAAGGGGAAUGGGACGAAGACGCCGGACGAGGGCGCGCAGACGCCGGUGCUGUUGGCGAUUCAGGAUAGUGGGGCUAAGACUGGGGAGUUUUGGAGAGACGAGAAGGUCAUCGAAUGGUAGGUGACACAUAUUCAGGAUAAAAUGCAAGCAAAGAGCAUUGAUGCAAUAACAUGAAUUGAGAUCAGUUCCUAAUCAAACCACUAAACAGUAUAGG
Messenger RNA from Boeremia exigua, 1023 nucleotides. RefSeq names its product carbonyl reductase. The coding region runs from base 75 to 929 and encodes 284 amino acids. The record is from RefSeq and is a predicted model, not a curated record. Lineage: Eukaryota; Fungi; Ascomycota; Dothideomycetes; Pleosporales; Didymellaceae. The transcript is spliced from 3 exons. Gene Ontology annotation, molecular function: oxidoreductase activity.